AUGUCCAUUGGUCAAGGAGUUGAUGCUAAAGAAUUAACUAAGGAGCGUAGUGAAAAAGAGAACUUGGAACUUCAAGGGAAAGAAAAGGAGUUGAAGCAAGAAUCACAACAAGAGGAGGAAGUUGAGAUCAUUGAUGAAGGUAUAACAAUUGUGUAUCAUGACGGAGGUAGUUUUGUUACCAAACCAAAUGGCAGUUUGGUUUAUGACAAUGAUCACACUAAUGAGUUGACUGGAAAGGAUGAGGAUGUAUUAGAUGUAUUUUUACUGAGAGACUACUACAAAGUCCUAGGUUAUGAUAACAUGGUUAAGUAUUGGUGGCUUAUUCCUGGUAGACCUAUAAAGAGUGGACUGCGAGUACUAAGUCAUGACAAAGAGCCAGUAGAGAUGUGCUUCUAUGCAAAGAACAAUGGGAGAACAGAGAUACCCCAACCAAAACCAGCACCUAAACCCACACCUAAGCCCAGGCCAGCAACUAAGGAGAAACCUAAGUCCAAACCUGCACCUAAGAAAACACCUAAGCCCAUACCCAAACCAGGACCUAAGCCCAAGUCCACAUCCAAACCAGCACCUCAACCCAAUCCCACAUUAAAUACAACUAAGUCCACAUCCAAGUCCAGGCCCAAACCCAAUCCAACACCUAAAUCAGCAUCCAAGCCCAAUCCAACACCUAAAUCAGCCCCCAAAUCUAAAGUCACUUCAUCCAAAUCAAUACAUACUGCAACAAGAUCCUCUGAUAGACUAAAAGAAAGAGUAGUAGGACAAAAACAAGAUACUGGCAACAAGAAAACCUAUAUAAGCCUCGAUGAUAGCAAUAGUAGUGACAGUGACUCACAUGACUCGUAUGAAUCUGCAGAAGAUAGCCUAUACAAGCCUGGACCACAAGACAGUUCUAUUGAAUCAAAUAUUGAAGGUGGUCUUUCGGCAGCUAGGUUGAGGGAAUUUAAGUUGAAGCAUGCUCCAGGUGCUGUCUGGAAGAAGCACAAGGAAAAAAUAGUAGAGAAAGAUGACAAUCUGGUUGUGGAGAAUUCUGAUGAAGAAGUAGAUUGGGUGCAAGUGCUGGGCAACAGAGAAAAUAACCAAGAAUCUUAUGAUGCAUAUGAUCCAAUUCACGAUGAUUCUGAUGGAAACGACUCUUGGAGGUCUGAAAAAUUGAAAAACCCCCAAACUCAUAUGAGGAGUGGAGUGAUGAUGAUGAUGCUGAUGAUGUGCACCCAAUCUUCUCCGAGGGUGGCCGAUUCGGUGAACUAA
Messenger RNA from Arachis stenosperma, 1248 nucleotides. RefSeq lists its product as uncharacterized. Lineage: Eukaryota; Viridiplantae; Streptophyta; Magnoliopsida; Fabales; Fabaceae. The transcript is spliced from 4 exons. Bases 1 to 1248 code for a protein of 415 amino acids. The record is from RefSeq and is a predicted model, not a curated record.